This is a messenger RNA of Gasterosteus aculeatus aculeatus (three-spined stickleback), 2649 nucleotides long. RefSeq names its product synuclein, gamma b (breast cancer-specific protein 1) (gene sncgb). Gene Ontology annotation, molecular function: cuprous ion binding. Gene Ontology annotation, biological process: synapse organization; synaptic vesicle endocytosis; chemical synaptic transmission. Lineage: Eukaryota; Metazoa; Chordata; Actinopteri; Perciformes; Gasterosteidae. The record is from RefSeq and is a predicted model, not a curated record. Gene Ontology annotation, cellular component: cytoplasm; axon terminus; neuronal cell body.
UCCUCUUCCUCCUCUCUCCAUCUUGUGCGUACCGGCUGUUUCCUCCCCCCUCUUUCUCCCAGUCUGCGUGCUGUAGUCCUGCCGUGCAGUCCUCUCAGACCUCUGUUGUAGCACCAAAGGGAGGAGGAGCCACCAGCACACAAACACACACACACGCACACACGCAUACUGCCACAGACACACACGCUCACUCCCGUCAUCUCUUCUGCACGCUCGCUGUAAUCACCAGACAGGCCCGUUUGGAGCAAGGGAGCCCAGCCGUCUCGUUGCCAAGGAUGGAUGUAUUUAUGAAGGGGUUCUCCAUGGCCAAGGAGGGUGUGGUGGCCGCUGCAGAGAAGACCAAAGCCGGCAUGGAGGAGGCAGCAGCUAAGACCAAGGAAGGGGUGAUGUAUGUAGGCAGUAAGACAAAGGAGGGAGUUGUGUCUUCAGUAAACACAGUGGCCAACAGGACCGUGGACCAGGCCAACAUCGUGGGAGACACAGCGGUUGCCGGUGCUAAUGAAGUGUCCCAGGCGGCCGUGGAGGGGGUCGAGAAUGUCGCCGCGUCGACCGGGAUGGUGAACCAGGAGGAGCCUGUAUACGAGGGAGAAUAUGGGGGGAUGGAGCAGGGUGGAGAAGGAGGAGAGGGGUACUAGUCGUCUGCAGGACCUUCCCUCCCGUGCUCUUCGGUGUCCCUUCGCUCCCCUCGCCUCGCUGUACCAGACUUCAGAUGUUCUUAUUUUUUUGUGACUUUACAGAAGGAAAAUCAACUAAAAGGGACACUACCGGAUACCGCACCUAUGCCCCCGUGUCUCCCCGUGUGAUCUCCGUGAUGCCUCUCCCCCAGCAGCUCUCUGCCACCUGUCCUCACGCCGUCUCCUCCCCUUUGAUUUCCUGCAGCUUGUAGCUUUUCCUCCACUGCCCGUCGUACCCUUGCCUCACCUGUGUGUUAGUGUCCACCUGAUAUGAAGCCUGGUGUUGUUACAGCCCCUACGGCCACCAACCGAUGGGGAAACCUCGCACGCAAACACACACGUACAAAAAAAGACACCUUCAUUCAACACGUGCAUGGAACACGCAUACAGUACAUACCGCAAAUGCACAGAUGCACACCCUGGGGCAAACGUGUUAACUGUAGGACCUGGUUGCAUAAAUACAGGUUUGCCUCUGCAGUCCAUGACAAUGACAAGUGACUGAGGCAGGACAUGAGAGGUUGUGUGAUCUGCUUUUUGUGUGCUUGUGUGUUAAUGUUAGCUUAUACAUGUGUGUGUGGUGUGUGCAUGUGUCUCCAGAGGCUUGUACAAGGAAUCGUGCAUUGAGGACAGAUAUGUGUCUGUUUUGUGUGCAGUAGUUAGUAAGCUGCAGUAGACCGCAUGAACAGAUGUGUAGGAUGACUCGUCGUGUGUUGUAACUAUAGACUAGCAGUUGUUCUGUGUAGCUUUGUAUGGCUUAGUGUGUGUUUGGCCUCGACGUUUAGAAGCAGGGUCAAUAACCAGGAAGCAAUACUCAGUGCUCGUUUCUCCUCAGCUGUUGGAGCAGAAGCUUGGGUUUUGUUUGUGUUGCAUGAGAAAACAAGUGCAGUUGUUACACAAUCUGGAUCUAUUAUGUUAAAGGUCUGUGGCUGAAUUAAAGGGAGACACUAUUAUAUUAUACCAGAUUUUGAUUCUGAAAUUCGCAUUAAAGGGGGAGAUGUCAGUGAUUCCCCCAAACCAGUGUUGCUCCAACUUUUUUUGGUUUGGUUUUGUCAUUCAAAACACAUACUGAAUUCCUGGUGAAAUUACCUAAACGUCUUUCAAUACAUCAAAUAGCUUUAAUGACGAGUUAAAAAUAGAUACAGAAAAUAUGACCAUUAUUUUCAAAUAGUAAGCUACCACAGAAAUGUAAAUUAAAAGAGAAACCUGAAAAACCUUUUCAGUGACUUCAGUGAGCAACCGAUCACCUCUUGUUGUUGUGUAGUUGCUUUUUGGUCUUUGUGCGCUGGUUUGCAUGCCAUCAGGAGAAACAGAGCAGUGUGGAAAUGAGUCUCUUUGUUAUUACAAUUUCUGUGAUAAAUAGCAUUGAUUCGGUUGGGGAACGAGUAUACUGAGAGAACGAAGGUUUGGCUUUUUAAUCAAGUAUUACCUUUAUGUGUAGUUCUGUGUGUAAAUUAUGGGAUGUGUACUUGUUUUAAGGGUAGGGGUUUCAUAUUAUUAUGAAAUUAUUAUAUUUCGGAACUGGUCUGAACUUUGGCUGCUGUGAGCGUCCCGACCAUCAACCGUCUCGGCCAAUCAGAGGAUUCCAUUCUCCCCUCACGCCACCUUUCACUGCUCAUCUGCCCGGCAUCAAUGUGUGUGUCUGUAUGUACUGUAUGUGUGUUGAUGUGUUGUGUUCAGCCAGCAAAGCGUGUGCGUGUUUGUUCUGGAGCAGGUUUGUGUGUUUUUACUUUGAGGCCAACUGAUGAAACUGAUGACUGCAUGUUGCCUUAUGAAGCAAUCUGACAUUCACAUACAUGGUCAGGCUCCCACGAAGACUACACAGUGCACAACACCUACCAACACACACACAUCACACUCUAAAUAACACGCAAUCCCAAAUACACAAAUCACAUACAAUGUUUAAGUUGGCAUCAAAGCAGAUUCGCUGAUUUUAUAAACAGUACCAGUGAAAUUAAAAAGGUUUUGUUGAAAUCCA